UAUGUUUGUAGUUGGUGUUGAAGCUGCUGGUAAAGCAUGGAAAUCAGUUGCUACAAGACAUGAUCUACUAGCAGUGAAGGAGAAGGAGAGAGAGACAAAAGGGAAGAGAGGAGGGAAAGGAGGAGGAGGAGCAUCCUCUACUGAUGGAUCAGGAAAUGCAUUCACUCAAGCAAGACAAAAACUUGAUAAAAGAGGAGAGGAUUUAUCAAGGAUUGAGGAACAAACAGAAAAGCUUGCCACUGAUGCUGAUGACUUUGCUUCUGUUGCUGAAAGGCUUGCUGAGAAGUAUCGAAAGAAAAGAUUUUAAUUCAUUGAAAUUGUAAAAUAAAUUUAAUGCACAUACACACACACGCUUAACUAUGUUGCUAUUAGU
Molecule: messenger RNA, 373 nt
Organism: Amphimedon queenslandica
Lineage: Eukaryota; Metazoa; Porifera; Demospongiae; Haplosclerida; Niphatidae
Product: syntaxin-binding protein 5
Exons: 2
Coding region: 2-307 (101 amino acids)
Source: RefSeq, a predicted model, not a curated record